UUUUAACCCAGUUUGAUCCCAAGUCAUUUCUCUUUUUUUUGAGCAGUUAACAAAAAUGCGCAGUAGAUGGCGGUAUAAUCCGUUUUUGCAGCGGCUUCUCGUUAACUGCCUGUGAGAUGCUAUUUUUAUGCAUCGUCUCAUUCUUUAAUGCGCAACAGGGUGGCAAAGACAAAAUGCAAAUACCGGACUCCCAAGAAAACCUGACUAAUUUAGAAGUGAAGAAAGUUCAUGCGUUUGAGACGGCCCCUGUUAAAGCCCAGAAAAACCCACGGUUGAUUUACUGGGAAGAGCUUCCCCACCUCAGGAUAUGCGAAUCAUCCAUUGGAGACAGUCUUGCUGAGAAGCUGAGCUAUGAGCAACUGAAGAUAUUGGCAGACGCUCUGGCUUCCUUCAGCAAUGAAUCCCGGCCCCAAGAGCUUAAAGAUGCCGUAGACGGAGGGUUAAACUGUGAGGAUUUUCGAAAAGUACUGCAGACUGUGAUGGGUCCAGAAAUUGAGGAUGUUUGUGUGGAUAGAUUCUUCACUGAGGUUGAUAUCCCAUGCAAAGGAACGAUAACGUCCAAACAAGUCUUUGCCUACAUUCAUCUCUACUCCACUGAACGAGUGCGACGUCACAACUCAAAAGAUGCUCUCCUCAACUGCCAUCCGCCGUUCACGCAGUGCCCCUUUAACUGGGGUAAGACGACUGUGCGAGUGGUCGCCGUUUACAAACCGCCCCCGCUCCACUUUGUCAGUGUCAGCCGUGGAGGUCAGCUGACUGUGUGGAACAAUCGGCUAGAGUACCCAAAAAGCUUUGAGCUUGCAAGGAAGCAGUCAAAGUCGGACCCAGCUGCUGCCAAAGGGUCCAUCACUGAUGCAGUCUACAUGGCCAACGUCAACUUGAUCGCCAUUUCCACAGAGUGCAGGGACCUUCGUUUUGUCAAUGUCGCUUCAACCAACAUAUUUGAGGACGUUAUGCUUUAUGGCUUCCAUAAUGUUCUGUCCACCCUGUGUUACUGGUAUGAUUCUAAGAAUCCAGAUAAUCCCUCGCUACUGUUGAUGGGUGACGUUGAAGGAGGAGUCCACCUGAUGAAGCUCCUGCAUCCAUCUGAAGGAGUUUUCAAUAUCAUCAAUGCAAAAGUCUCCCAAUCUGAGGGGAUCUAUUUCCCAAACAUUAGCGGGGAGCACCACAACAUGGUCUCGUGUCAGUACAUCCCCAACAUUCACCAUGAAACCAUCAACAGACUGAUGUUCGAGCCCAGCACCAACAUCAUCAGGUCAUCUUCAGAAAGUGACAUCACCUCGGUGGUCUCCAUGGACAUCUACCAGAAGGAGAGGCCGUCCGUUUGGAAAAUCAAACAGGGAGUGACUUGUUUUGACUACAACGCAUCUCUGAGGCUGAUGGUGACCGGCGGGUGUGACCGGGUAAUUAGAGUGUGGAAUCCCUUCAUUACUGAAUCCCCUCUAGCUAAAAUGGAAGGUCACUGCACGUCUGUGUUGGAUGUGGCAAUCUACGAACCCGUGAAGCAGAUCUUCAGCUACUCCAGCGAUUCUGAGCUGAGAGUCUGGGACAUUACGAGUCAGAAGUGUCUGAAAACAGUCUUCCUACAUUUCCCCUGCCUUCAGCCACUCUGCAUCCCCGAGCACUGCAACUUUCCCUUCCUUCUCAUGAGUCCUCCUCUUUCCGACGGGACCCUACCGAAUCUAGUGGUGGGAUGUAAAGAUGAUCUGGUCCUGAUCCCACUGGCAGAAGAAGACGCGGCUUAUGAGGGAUGCUUGGCAGACGAAGGGAAGGCCACCCUGUUGUGUGCCGAGUACAAUCCAACCCUGAGACAGGUGGUGACGGGCCACUCGGACUCCUCCUUGUCGGUGUGGGAUGUUGUAACAGGAGUGAGGCAACUGCAAGUGCGCAAUGCUCACGGAGUUGUUGCCAUCACCUGCAUGGCGCUGGACCACUCCCACCGGCGGCUGAUCACCGGGGCGGACAAUGGCACAAUCAAGGUUUGGAGUUUACUUAACGGCCUCAACCUGAUCAAACUGGAGCCAGCCAUCCAUACAGAGGUGGCUGGCCUGACGUGCCUGGAUGAUGACAAGCUGUUGGCCAUCGGAGGAGACAAACAGAUCAUUCAAUAUGACAUUUCAAUCGCUAAGGAUCUUGACAUCAUCAUCUCUGCGGAGAAGUCGUGGAAGGCAAGCUGUGUGCACAAAGCAGACAUCUUGGCGCUGUGUCACAGCUCCUCGCUGGGCCUUAUUGCCACAGCCAGUCGUGAUGGCGAGGUCAUCAUCUGGAGGACAGAGACACAGGAACCCAUCAUACAUUUACGGCGACAUGCACAGACAGAGCCGAUGCCCUCUGUAGACAGCCUCCUGUUCCUGCAGCACCGGGCCAGUAAGAGUUGGCUGAAACACGACGCCGUCCUCAUCUCAUCACACAGCGGGUCGCUCUACUUCUGGAGCGUCAGUGCAGUUCCACACAGAUACACUCACUUCUAUGCUCCAGAGGAGCCAGGCGCCUGUGUGCUGAGUCUGAGCUCUGAUCAGGCCAAAAACUCUCUCCUCAUCUCAGGCGACACAUCUGGCUGUCUUCAGAUCUGGGACAUAUCUCAGUAUGCACUCGGUAUUGGUAGUAAGCCCCUUUGUGUACAACCUCCCCUGCAAAAGUCCUGGCUUGCUCAUAACUCAGGACUGAGGAGCGUGGAGGUCCUGGUGGUGGAGGAGACCCGCUUCAUCCUGGCUGCCUCUGAGACCGGUGCUGUUGGAGUCUGGACUGACGAAGGGGUUCACGUGGGUUCUUUUGGAAACGGAGCCACGUGGGAUAUCCACGACCCUGCGACUUACCAGAGUAAUAAGAUAAUCCAGGAAGAGGAAGAAUGUGAAGAGGAAAUGAGUGAGGACAAAGGUAAAGAAGGAAGCAGCGACGGUGAAACUUCAGGGGACGAAGGCUCAGAGGAGAACUAAAUAGUUGAAGAGACUCAGCUACCAGAUUUGAAAUUGGAUUCUGCCAUCAUAUCAAAAGGAUAUUUCAUUGGGUUUAAUGAAGUCCUGUUGACAUUGUGAAUGGGGCUUCUCUGCUUUAAUUUCCUGUCAUAUAGGCUGUUUCUUCUGCAGAUGAACCCACGUGAAAAGGGAGCAGCAGAGUCUUUUAUUCAGAUCUGUUCUAUAGUACAAUCGCAUCUGUGCAAAAUAUAUUUUACUGAUCACAUUGUUGGAACGCUGCUUCGUUUGGUGCAAAACUCAAAUAUGCUUAUUUUUUAAAAAUGUAUGUUGUUCAUGUCAAUGUUUAGGUUGUUCAUUUAUGUAUAAUUUCCUUUUAAAUCUGGUGAAGCUCAACUAUCUGAGUCAUAGUUGGGCUUCACCACAGACUAGGGUUGCUUUGUUUAUAAUAAUUCAUGCUGUGACAAAGUUGCCUGUUUGAAUUCUACUUGAGGCAACUUGGAUCAAACCUAUUACCUUUCUGUUAAGUUAGUUUGUAAGGUCGUCCUGCACUGGCUUGGGUUUCCUCUGGACACUCCAGUUUCCUCCCACUGUGCAAAACAUGGGUUGAAUUGUUGACUGUAAACUGGGAGUGAGUCAUUUCUGUGGUUGUGGUUGGCAAUGUGUCCUGGGAUCUCCAACCUCUGACCCCGUGUUGCUGGGAACAACUCCAGCCUGAUUGUUGAUUCAGCAAACUGAGAUCAAUACUUCGGAGUCGUUGGACAGACUCGCGUCCUGCACUCCACGAAUGACAUAAAUGAUCAGUGAUGUUCCAAAAAUGAGUGACUGCAUGAAAGAUAAAAGUCAACAAGUGAGCAAACCUUGGGGUUAUUAAUCAUAUUUGGAUAACACUGA
This is a messenger RNA of Synchiropus splendidus (mandarinfish), 3806 nucleotides long. Its product is annotated as WD repeat-containing protein 49. The coding region runs from base 117 to 2936 and encodes 939 amino acids. The transcript has 18 exons. The record is from RefSeq and is a predicted model, not a curated record. Gene Ontology annotation, molecular function: protein binding. Lineage: Eukaryota; Metazoa; Chordata; Actinopteri; Syngnathiformes; Callionymidae.